AUGGCGGAGGAGUCGAGUUUAGAAGUACAGUCACAGACUGCGCAGACACAAGUAAGACUCAGGUUUAGCACCAGAGAUGAAGAUCUUGCGCUUCCCGAGUCAACUGGGCCUAUCCUCGUCCCUACAGGUCUACGAAGAUAUGCUCUUUCUACCCUUGUUAACAACCUCCUCGCUACCGAAAAGCCCGUUCCGCUAGAAUUUCUUAUAAACGGCACGUACCUUCGCACUUCCGUUGAUGAGUUUCUCACGGCGAACGGUAUAUCAGCCGAAACAACCCUUGAUGUCGAGUACGUGCGCGCGCUUAUUCCGCCAUUGCAUGUUGCAUCGUUUUUACAUGAUGAUUGGGUAAGUUCGGUGGACGUGCUUAGUGACAGCCAAAAUGAAGAGAGGAUUAUAUCGGCGAGUUAUGAUGGACUGUUGAGGGUGUGGAAUAUGUCGUCAGAGAUUAUUCAUACGUCGGCGUCGGCGAAAGAUGGAGGGCAUCAGAGUGCGAUUAAGUGCGUGAGAUUUUUGUCGGCGAGUCAGAUCGUGUCUUCAGGAAUAGACAGGACGGUGCGAUUGUGGAAAUAUACAGACCAAGAAAAGGGGAUAACUCCGCAGAUCGAAUAUUAUGGUCACAAAAGCAGUGUGGAUUCGAUAGCGGUUCAUGGAAACCGGAUUUUGUCGGCGUCUGCGGACCACACGGUUGGGUUCUGGUCCACGAAAAAGUCCGAGUCCCCAGCUGUGCCUCAGAAUCUGCUCCCUUCAAGCUCAGCGAGAAGCUCCAAGCGACGGAAACUAAACUCCUCCGCGAGCACUUCCCAACGCGGACCAUUAGCUUUGCUCAAGGGUCAUACUGCUCCUGUUUCCGCUGCAAUUUUCGACGCCAAAGAUUCCACAGUCGGAUAUUCAACGUCUUGGGAUCACUCGCUUCGCACAUGGGACCUUGUCACUGCCGCUCUAGUUGACACUCGCACUACUUCUCACUCUUUACUGUGUGCCCAGCACCUCCCCGAACACACCCUUCUUGCUGCGGGCUCGGCGGCCAGACAUGUUACUUUAAUUGACCCUCGGGCUUCGGCUACGACAGUGUCCGCGAUGACGCUGCGAGGGCAUACCAAUGCGGUUGUAUGUCUUGCCAGGGAUCCAGACAGUACAUACGGCUUAAUAAGUGGAAGUCACGAUGGUACAUGCAGGAUCUGGGAUAUUCGAUCUACGAAAACGGAUACAAACGGCGUGGUGAGUGAGAGCAUAUAUACGAUUGCUAGAAAGAGCGCAGGUGAGGGCAAGCGAGUAGGAGGGGAUGGAGUGAAGGUGUUUGAUGUCUGUUGGGAUAAGAAAGUUGGAAUUGUGAGCGUGGGUGAGGACAAAGUCAUUCAGAUAAAUCGUGGAGAGGGGGUUGUCCCGAAGACUGCCUAAUAAGUUGGCUUUCCAGAUCCAACGGCCGCUCCUAAUGCUG
Coccidioides posadasii C735 delta SOWgp is the source of this 1438-nucleotide messenger RNA. It is a transcript of the gene YTM1, whose product is annotated as ribosome biogenesis protein ytm1. Gene Ontology annotation, cellular component: preribosome, large subunit precursor; PeBoW complex. Gene Ontology annotation, molecular function: protein binding. Gene Ontology annotation, biological process: ribosome biogenesis; ribosomal large subunit biogenesis. Lineage: Eukaryota; Fungi; Ascomycota; Eurotiomycetes; Onygenales; Onygenaceae. The record is from RefSeq and is a predicted model, not a curated record.